Molecule: messenger RNA, 597 nt
Organism: Ichthyophthirius multifiliis
Lineage: Eukaryota; Ciliophora; Oligohymenophorea; Hymenostomatida
Product: leishmanolysin family protein, putative
Exons: 1
Biological process (GO): proteolysis; cell adhesion
Cellular component (GO): membrane; cytoplasm
Molecular function (GO): metalloendopeptidase activity
Source: RefSeq, a predicted model, not a curated record
AUGAGAAUAAAAAAUACUAAAUGCGGAAUAGUUACUAUUCCUCAAAAAGAUAAAUCUAAAGGAUAAAAUUCUGAUUUACAUUUAUAUAUAUCAUAUAAAAUUGAAAAUGAUAAAGAAUAUUUAGCCUAUGCAUUAUAGUGUUAACAUGUAGCAGGCAUAGGACCUACUCAUGGUUCAAUUAACUUCAAUUUAGAUAAAAUGCCAAAGUUCGAAUAAAAUGCUUUUAUUGAAUUUGAAGAUUUAAUGGAAGUAGUUAUCCAUGAAAUAACUCAUGUAUUAGGUUUUAGUGAUCAUGAUAUGUCUAAAUGGAUAUUACCUAAGGGAACUACUCAUGCUUUUGUUACAACAAAAAUAAAGGAAGUUAAUACUGUGUUGCUCAAAACUCCUAACGUUUUGAAGUUUGCUCGAGAAUAUUUUGGAUGUUCUAUCUUAGAAGGUAUGCCUCUUUAACAUUUAGGAGGCGAAGAUUCUGUUAAAUUCUCAUUGGCCAAACACAAUUAUCCAAAACGAAUAUAUGAAUACAUCUACAUCAUCUACUUAGGCCCAUUUUAGUGGUUUUACAACGAAUCUUCUAAGAGACACAGGUUACUAUGCUGA